Molecule: messenger RNA, 1293 nt
Organism: Postia placenta MAD-698-R-SB12
Lineage: Eukaryota; Fungi; Basidiomycota; Agaricomycetes; Polyporales; Adustoporiaceae
Exons: 2
Coding region: 240-1202 (320 amino acids)
Cellular component (GO): nucleus; cytoplasm
Molecular function (GO): nicotinamide-nucleotide adenylyltransferase activity; ATP hydrolysis activity
Source: RefSeq, a predicted model, not a curated record
ACCACGGAUAUUGUCUUGACCUGCUCGGCUCGACGCACGCACGCCCUUCAACCCACACAUAUCUUCUGCCUGAUACCCUGCUUCAUCUCGCUCCUUUUUCGCGUCGCUGUCGGUCACCCGGAUAGCCAAGGAAAUCCAUCUCAGCGCAGCGCCCCUCAUAUCCGUCUCGAGCUAGUCAGAUGUCCUUGUCUGUCUGUAGGUGUCGCUUUCGUCCCCAUAUUCGUCUCAUCGGCUCCGCAAUGCUGUCGACACUUAUUAACCGUGUUCGCGCCGGGGAAUCGGCCGUGGAGCUCGUCUGGUCCUCUCACGAACGAUGGCCGCUCCCUCGGGUAUCAGGCGGCGACGACCUUCGCGUUGCGAUUCUCGACUCGUCGUUCAAUCCGCCGACCCGCGCGCACUUGGCGCUCGCGACUGCUCCGUAUCCGACCCUGCUGCAGCCAUGGACAUCUGCACUACAAGAAAGUCGAAACAGUGCCUACGAUGCUACCCUGCUACUCCUCUCGGUGCGUAAUGCGGACAAGCAGCUGGCGCCGGGGGACGCGUCCUACGUCCAACGCCUCGAAAUGAUGAUCCUGCUCGCACAGGACAUUGUCCUCGGGCGAGGCCGCCUCGUGAAUAAUGACACGCCAGGCCUCACCCGCGAAUACGAUAAUGUUGCGGUGGCCAUCAUCGAUGAACCCACGUUCGUGGGCAAGUCCCGCUCCCUCCUCCAGUUCUUACGACAUCAUUUGUCACGCCUCUUUGAGGCCUCUGCAGGCGUAGUUCCGUCGCCUGCGGAUAACGACACCCCGGCUACCAUGCUUCGAACAGUGCUCCCGAGGCUGGCCUUUCUCGUAGGUGUGGACACCCUCGAACGCCUUUUUGCACCCCGCUAUUACAUGUCCGAAGACGCCAUGCUGGCUGCGCUGCGGAAUUUCUUCUCAUCAGACGGUGACAACGCUCGGGUUGUAUGCGCCCGGCGAAACCUCUCCGAGGCCAUGCGAAAAGAAGUCGAGGACGACGACAUUGUUCCAGGCGCUGCCCAAGAAUUUGUAGGGACGAACCAUGUGACUCUAAUUGACAUUGGAGACUUCGAGAAAACCAUCAGUAGCACUAAAAAUCGUUUGUCCUUGAAAACUGGAGACUCAGUGUGGAGAAGCAUGGUUAAUCCGUCCGUAGCUGAAUAUAUCCUAGAGCACGGCUUGUAUUGUACCCCUGCCUAGGCGUGGUCUCGCACACUCGGGACCUCCGUGCUUCGAUCUCACAUGAAACGACAGAAGAGAGGAGAAAUCAUAUAUUAUUCAUUUCAACAGC